Messenger RNA from Clunio marinus, 2930 nucleotides. The record is from the annotation of a GenBank genome assembly. NCBI's taxonomy places the organism in Eukaryota, Metazoa, Arthropoda, Insecta, Diptera, Chironomidae.
AUGGCUUUUUGCGAUCAAUUAAGUAGGCCAGAUAUCAUUUUGUCUGGAUUAAUGUUUGCUCAACUAGUUCUCAAUGUAGCAGCUGGCAAAGCGCCAAUGCAAAUCUCCACUGAUGGCGCGGGCAUUCCACAAAAAGCCAUCGACGGAUCUACCUCAUCGUUCUUUUCCGCUGAAACAUGUUCGCUGACGAAACCUGAACGUGUACCUUGGUGGUAUGUUAAUUUACUCGAGCCCUACAUGGUGCAGUUGGUUCGUUUGGAUUUUGGAAAAUCAUGUUGUGGCAACAAUAAGCCAGCAACAAUUGUGGUUCGGGUCGGUAACAAUCGACCUGAUUUAGGAACGAACCCAAUUUGCAAUCGUUUCACUGGCGUUUUGGAAGAAGGGCAACCUUUGUUCCUGCCAUGCAAUCCACCAAUGCCUGGUGCAUUCGUAUCAGUUCAUCUUGAAGUCAAUCACCCAGCCGCUCUUUCUAUUUGUGAAGCAUUUGUUUAUACAGAUCAAGCUCUUCCGAUUGAACGUUGCCCAUCAUUCAGAGAUCAACCACCUGGUGCUUUAGCUUCCUAUAAUGGAAAGUGUUACAUUUUCUAUAAUCGGCAACCGAUGAAUCUUCGUGAUGCUUUAGCAUUCUGUCGAUCACGUGGUGGCACUUUAAUCAAUGAAUCAAAUCCAGCACUUCAAGGCUUCAUUAGUUGGGAAUUAUGGCGACGCCAUCGAAGCGAUAUUUCAUCGCAAUAUUGGAUGGGAGCUGUUCGAGAUAGCAAAGAACGUAAUCUUUGGAAGUGGAUUGGUGGGGAAGACGUGUCUGUGUCAUUUUGGAAUCUUCCUGGUGGUGAUGAAGAUUGCGCUCGUUAUGAUGGAUCAAAGGGUUGGUUGUGGAGUGACACAAACUGCAACACUCAACUGAAUUUCAUUUGUCAACAUCAACCGAAGGCUUGUGGACGACCAGAGCAACCACCAAACUCAACAAUGAUCACAUCGAAAGGUUUUGAUGUAGGCUAUGAAAUGUUGGGACGUGCUAUGUUGACAUGUGACAUCGAUGAGAGAUGGAAUGGCCCACCGCCACGUUGUGAGAUUGUUGAAUGUGACGCUUUACCUGCUAAUCACAAGAAUUCAAAGAUUUUAACUCCCAAUGGAACAAUUUUCGGCGCUAAAGCUGAGAUUCAAUGUGCAAGAGGUUUUAAAAUUAAUGGACCAAAUUUCAUCACGUGCACGGCAACUGGACAAUGGAGUGGUCCAAUUACGGCUUGUGUUGAAGAUGUGACGUUGACAACAAAGGCACCGACACCUUCCAUUCCAGCUACAACUUACACUCGCACCAGAACAUCUCAACAACCUUCAAGAAAAUCUUCGACACCAAUUCGAACAAGUUCAAGAUUCUCAACAUCAACAACACAAAAAAGCAUUCCAAUUCAUCAGAUUGACUUGGAUGACGAAGAAGAUAAUAAUGACACCGACAUUUUGCCCGGAACUGUUCGUGAAGAGUUUCCGCCACGUAAGGCCGUUCGCCCAGUUAUCAGCAUACCAAAGAACAACCAACCACAGCCAACCGUCACAACAACGACACGCAAAAUCGAGACAACGACUAGAAAUGUUCAAGAAGAAAUCGAUGCCGCUCAUCCCGAAGAUAAUGAGGUUGCCGGCACUAAUAACAACAGACACAAUCAUGUGCCUGACGUCAAUGUUCCAACGCCAGUCGAUAAUGACGAAACUGUCAACUCAUCAUCAACAUACGGAGCUAAACUCAACUUAUCAUCAAUCAUCGCUCUCAGUUCCUUUGGUGGUUUCGUCUUUUUAGCAGCUCUCAUAACUACAAUUGUGAUUCUUGUUAGAAGCACGAAGUCGUCACUUGAUACUCAACAACAACCACAAAAUUUGCUGAGCAAUUCAACGACAUUGUCGAAGAAAUAUUUCGAGAAUUGUAAACAUGAUGUAAAGUUGUCGCAAGAUCAUUUGCCCUCGAGGUGGUACACCGUUUUGGCAUUGCCAUUUCCUGAUCAAAAACUUGCCAGACGUGACAUUAGUACGUUUGGUCGUCAUGGUUUCUAUCAAUCGCGUGCUGGCUUCUUCAGCGAACCUUCGCCACCAAACCGUUCAUCUACACAGCACUAUCGUCAUCGAGCCUCUCCUGAUUGUAAUACCGUCGCCUCAUUUGACAGUUCAAGUUCCGAAUCACGAAAUGGAUUGAAUAGAUAUUAUCGUCAAGCGUGGGAAAAUCUCCAUGAAUCAGCAUCUAAAAAUCAUAAUCAAUUAAGACGUAAAGAAACACUUGAUCCGCCAAAUCUUAGUCGAUCGAGAGAUAACUUGGAAAAUCGUGCACGCGAUUUAGACAGAUUUUUUGAUAGAUCACGGGAUAAUCUAUCCAGAGGUGGGACACGUGACUAUGGACGUGAUAGUCUAGGAUUAAGAGACGGUUCUGAGAUGGUGGUGUCAGAUGCUUGUGUCAAAGGCGAAAGAAAGCGUCACCAUCAUCAUCAUCACCAUAAUAAAUCUAACAAUAGAAGCAGCAGCGAAUUAAGGGACCAAAAUAUAAGCAGUGGUAAUAGAAGUCGUCACUAUUGACAUCGAAUGGUUAUCACUAUCAACUUAGAUGAAUAAAUUUAUUAAACAUUAAUUAAUUCCCGUUCUUAUAAAUUAAAAUAAGUUUUUUUAACAUUUCACAAGAGAAAAAAAGGAAAUAAUUGCGGACUCAUAGACAAGACAAAAUUAUUUAUUAUUUCUUUGAUUAGAUGCAAUCAUACAUUUAGAGUAAUGAUAACACAUAAGCGAUCUAGAGAACUUUCCUUUUCAACUUAAAUACUUACAAACUUAAUACACUUGAAGAAAUUUUCGUCGAUAGUGAUUAACCGAACUCGUGCACAAAAAAAGUGAAAGAGAAAUCUAAGAAUUGAAAAUUUCUUUAAGUGUUUCACAAAUAACGAUCCUAAAAUGUU